Merops nubicus (carmine bee-eater) is the source of this 990-nucleotide messenger RNA. RefSeq names its product WAS protein family, member 2 (gene WASF2). Gene Ontology annotation, biological process: actin cytoskeleton organization; positive regulation of Arp2/3 complex-mediated actin nucleation. Gene Ontology annotation, molecular function: Arp2/3 complex binding; protein kinase A regulatory subunit binding. The transcript has 7 exons. The record is from RefSeq and is a predicted model, not a curated record. The annotation marks the transcript as partial. NCBI's taxonomy places the organism in Eukaryota, Metazoa, Chordata, Aves, Coraciiformes, Meropidae. Gene Ontology annotation, cellular component: lamellipodium; cytoskeleton; SCAR complex.
GAACAGUGCCUGAAGCAGGUCCACCAUGCCGUUAGUAACGAGGAACAUUGAGCCAAGGCACCUGUGCCGUCAGACGUUGCCUAGCGUUCGAAGCGAGCUGGAAUGCAUGACCAACAUCACCCUGGCAAAUGUCAUUCGACAGCUGGGCAGCCUGAGUAAAUUUGCAGAAGACAUAUUUGGAGAGUUAUUUACCCAAGCCAACACCUUUGCCUCUCGGAUGAGCGUUCUAGUCGAGAGAGUUGACCGCCUGCAAGUCAAAGUCACUCAGCUGGAUCCCAAAGAGGAAGAAGUCUCCCUGCAAGGCAUUAACACCAGGAAGGCCUUCAAAAGCUCCACUACUCAGGACCAGAAGCUCUUUGACAGAGAUUCUCUGCCCGUGCCUGUCCUUGAAACCUAUAGGACCUGCAAUACUCCUCCACCUCUCAACAUUCUCUCACCAUACAGGGAUGAUGGCAAAGAGGCACUUAAAUUCUACACAGAUCCUUCCUAUUUCUUUGACCUUUGGAAGGAGAAGAUGCUUCAGGACACCAAGGAUAUUAUGAAAGAGAAGCGGAAACACAGGAAAGAGAAAAAGGAGAAUCCCAACCGAGGCAACGUGAACCCGCGGAAAAUCAAAACCCGGAAAGAGGAGUGGGAGAAGCUGAAAAUGGGACAAGAAUUUGUUGAGUCAAAGGACAAACAGGGUCCUGCUGGGUACCCUGCUAACAUGGUGUAUCAGAACGGCAGCAUCGGUUCCAACGAAAGCAUGGACGGGAGCUGCUACCCGCCACCGCCGCAGAGCGACUCCAUUGUGCCACCACCUCCUUCCUUCCCAGAUGACAGCCUGCCUCCACCCCCGGUGGAAUUUAGCUAUCCUGCAGACAACCAAAGAGGUUCUGGUUCUGGAGGAACCAAACGAUCCAGCCUGGUUAGCCCCAGCCACCCUCCGCCGGCUCCUCCGAUCGGAUCCCCCUCAGCAGCCCGGCCGGGCUUCGCUCCCCCUCCGGCACC